UGUUCUGGCAUCAAAUCAGGCUGACGGCAAGAGUGUUUGGUUUGCAUAUUUGAUGGAUGAUGAUCCCACACACAAUCCACAUCACAUCACAUCACCAUCACAUACAUGAAAUGAUCAUACCUUCAUCCUCGUCACUCUUCACUCUUCCCACUUUCGAUUCCGGAAAUACCUAACAAAACAAACAGUCCCAGAAACAAUCAUUAAACUCCCAACCUCUGUGUUGUUCCACUCACCACUCACCAUCACCCUCCACUCUCAUACCCCAAUUUCAAAUUAAAGUUUCCUCCUUUUCUUCCUUUCGCUGCUGCAAUCUUCGCUCUUUGAAUCUCACUUGAACAAAGAGAGUCUCGGAUAUGUAAAGAGAUGCUCACAACUUCCGCUUUUCAAGUUUGCCAUUUUUAUUCAAAUUCUCAAGCAGAAAGAAAAGCAUUUUAAAUUUGUGGGGAGGGCUGUCAUGCUGAAUGUUGUUGCCUACCAUUGGAGUAGAGAUGAAUUCUGCAAUGGAUGAUAUGAAUUUGAUUCAGCAAACCCAGAGACACCACCACUUGGUUGUGAGAGAAAUUGGUGAGGAGAUUGAUUUAGAAAUUGGACCUGGGGAGGAUGACCCUUCAUUUGGUAACACUACUCUAAUUGGUGCACCAAUGCGGGAAUCUUCCGCAGAAGAACAUGGUGAGAGCAAGCAGAUGGGGAUGGUUUCUCAGCUUCCUAAUGAUGCUCAAGAUAUGUCCAAGACCCAACAAGUAAAAAGGAAGAAAAAGGUUGUUAAAAGAUGGAGAGAAGAAUGGGCAGAUACCUAUAAAUGGGCUUUCGUUGAUAUGAAAGAUGGAACACCAAGGAUUUUCUGCUCUGUUUGCAGGGAGUAUGGCCGGAAGCAUAGAAGAAAUCCUUAUGGUAAUGAGGGCAGUCGUAAUAUGCAGAUGAGUGCCCUGGAAGAACACAAUAACAGUUUGCUUCACAAAGAGGCUCUUCGUCUUCAAAUGGCCUCCAAAGAUAAAAUUGUGGUUGACAAGCCUGUUUAUGUAAAAGUUGCCAUGUCAAAAACAGCGGGAUCAAUUCUUGAAGCUACACUGAAAAGGGAUCCUCAUGAGGUUGAAUUCAUUCAGGCAGUCCAGGAGGCAGUUCAAGCCCUUGAAAGAGUCAUAGCAAAAAAUUCUCGUUAUGUUAACAUCAUGGAGCGCCUGUUGGAACCUGAACGAAUGAUUGUUUUUCGUGUUUCAUGGGUGGAUGAUAGGGGUGAGACACAUGUUAAUCGGGGAUUUAGGGUACAAUUUAACCAGUCAAUGGGUCCAUGUAGGGGUGGUAUUCGUUUUCAUCCAUCAAUGAAUUUAAGUGUUGCCAAGUUCCUUGGUUUUGAACAGACUUUAAAAAAUGCUUUAUCACCGUACAAAUUAGGAGGAGCAGCUGGUGGAAGUGAUUUUGAUCCAAAAGGAAAAAGUGAUAAUGAAAUUAUGCAUUUUUGCCAAAGUUUCAUGAGUGAGAUGUAUCGUUACCUAGGGCCUGACAAGGACCUUCCAUCAGAGGAAAUGGGUGUUGGUACCCGAGAAAUGGGGUAUCUUUUUGGACAGUAUAGACGUCUAGCUGGUCAUUUUCAGGGAAGUUUUACAGGGCCAAGGAUAUUUUGGUCUGGAUCCAGUCUUCGUCCCGAAGCUACUGGCUAUGGGCUGGUUUUCUUUGCCCAGAUCAUGCUUGCCGACAUGAAUAAAGAACUUAAAGGAUUAAGGUGUGUUGUGAGUGGUUCUGGAAAGAUUGCAAUGCAUGUUUUAGAGAAGCUAAUUGCUUAUGGUGCUCUUCCAAUUUCAGUAUCAGAUUCUAGAGGAUAUUUGGUUGAUGAGGACGGAUUUGACUUCAUGAAAAUAUCAUUUUUGAGGGACAUUAAAGCUCAACAAAGAAGUUUGCGAGACUAUUCAAAGACCUAUGCUCGGUCCAAAUAUUAUGAUGAAGCAAAACCGUGGAAUGAAAGGUGUGAUCUUGCAUUUGCUUGUGCUUCACAGAAUGAAAUUGAUCAAUCAGAUGCCAUUAAUUUGGUUAAUUCAGGUUGUCGUAUACUAGUAGAAGGUUCAAACAUGCCUUGUACCCCUGAGGCAGUUCAGAUUCUGAGGAAAGCUAGUGUUCUCAUUGCUCCUGCAAUGGCUGCUGGUGCUGGAGGGGUCGUGGCUGGAGAACUUGAACUGAAUCAUGAAUGCAGUUUGAUGAACUGGUCACCAGAGGACUUUGAAUCUAAAUUGCAGGAAGCAAUGAGACAAACUUAUCAGAGAGCUAUCAAAGCUGCAACCGACUUUGGUUAUCAAAAAGAAAGCCCUGAGGCUCUGGUACAUGGAGCGGUCAUAUCUGCCUUUCUAACUAUUGCUCAGGCCAUGACUGAUCAAGGCUCUGUAUAGAAAAGUUCACGCUGCAAAGUUUUGAAUGCAAUUAAAUGCUGAUUUACGUAGCAGUAUGGUUCGAAUCUGCAUUCACUGAAUAGUCCAAAUCAUUGCUGAUGCUACACUGUCUAAUUGUCAAUGAUAGUAUGAUACACGAUUGCCAAAGCACAUUGCCUUGUAAAAUAUGUAAUAUAAGAAAAUUUAGACUUAGAAAAGAAAAAUAUCUAGAGGACAAAUUUUAGUUCACAACAGAAUAGGUAUCUUUAUUAUUGCCAAGAAAAAGGAGAAAUUGUCCUUGGCUUAUUAAACCCUGCUUGAUGCUUGUUCCAAACUUGAGAAAUAUUUGGAUAUUGAUAUUUGAAAUAAAAGCUUAGCAUUGAAAUUGAAUA
Messenger RNA from Cajanus cajan (pigeon pea), 2749 nucleotides. RefSeq lists its product as uncharacterized. The record is from RefSeq and is a predicted model, not a curated record. Gene Ontology annotation, cellular component: cytosol. NCBI's taxonomy places the organism in Eukaryota, Viridiplantae, Streptophyta, Magnoliopsida, Fabales, Fabaceae. Gene Ontology annotation, molecular function: L-glutamate dehydrogenase (NADP+) activity.